Messenger RNA from Rotaria sp. Silwood1, 462 nucleotides. The record is from the annotation of a GenBank genome assembly. NCBI's taxonomy places the organism in Eukaryota, Metazoa, Rotifera, Eurotatoria, Philodinida, Philodinidae.
AUGGGUAGUAAAAUGUCUACGAAUGAACAUUUAUUACAUUCAAUGAAGAAUUUACGUUUGAGUAGUAUUGACUCAACAACUUUUGAAGACAAUAAUUCUGUUACAAUACGAAUUUUAGAGAUUCCAUCACUAUCAUCACCAUUCAGAAAACAAACGGCUGGUAAAUAUGAUGUGAUGAAAGAUGCUGUAAAUGCUCCUUUAGAAGAUGAUUCACCAACAAAAAGUUACAUUUCAAGUAUAGAUGAAGUAAUAAUUGAUGAAACAAAACAUGGAAAUUUUAUAUUAGAAUCUGCUGGUGAUACACCAGUUCUUCAUGGUAUUUAUUAUAGUAUAGCUGAAUUAUUUUAUGUAUUACAAGAACGUGGACGAUUGUCAUUAUUUGAUAUAAACCGACCCAAAUGUCAAAAACCAAAUGAUGAUGAUGAGGAGGAGGAGGAGGAUGAAGACAAAGAUGAUGAUUAA